AUGGGAUUGGGUUAUAGCAUCGAUAGAUAUCGUCAUCCUGAGAAAUAUCCUAAUAUAGAAGCUGGUCCAACAUUCGAUCCAUUAUAUGGAUUCCCUGAAGGAAGAAAAACGAAAACUUCACCUUAUACUCCAGAAGAAAUGGCACGUUUAAGUAUUCCGUUAGAUCACCGUGAUUAUUGUGCACAUUAUUAUCGAGCAAUUAUGCUAUGUUAUGCUGAAUAUCAGCCACGUGCCUAUCGUUAUUGUAAUCCUGAAAAACAUGCGUAUCAUGAAUGUUUAAAAGAAGAUCGUCUCGAUGUUAUUAAAGAACAUGAACGAGAAAGACGUUUACGUCUACGACGAAUAAGAAAAGACGAAAAAGAAAACAGAGAAAAACGUAUGGUGGAACUAAAUGAUCGACUAGCGCUUGAAAAUGAACAUCAAUCGAAUGAUAUAUGA
Messenger RNA from Didymodactylos carnosus, 438 nucleotides. Lineage: Eukaryota; Metazoa; Rotifera; Eurotatoria; Philodinida; Philodinidae. The record is from the annotation of a GenBank genome assembly.